Molecule: messenger RNA, 1613 nt
Organism: Sinocyclocheilus rhinocerous
Lineage: Eukaryota; Metazoa; Chordata; Actinopteri; Cypriniformes; Cyprinidae
Product: Krueppel-like factor 15
Exons: 3
Coding region: 1-909 (302 amino acids)
Biological process (GO): regulation of transcription by RNA polymerase II
Molecular function (GO): RNA polymerase II cis-regulatory region sequence-specific DNA binding; DNA-binding transcription factor activity, RNA polymerase II-specific
Source: RefSeq, a predicted model, not a curated record
AUGAGCAUGGGCUCAUUUACAAAUAAAAAAUUGUCCAAACACUUGCCUGAUUUUAUACCCGAGCUCUCCAGCACCUUCUCUCCAACCCUGGAGGACAUUGAGGAGUUCUUGAUGGAGAAGAUGGAGCUUCUGAGUGAUGCUCCUCUGAGUCCGGAGGAAAAGUCAAAGGAGGAUGAGCCUCCCAUACAGCCGGCUUCCCCCGGUGACGCAGAGCCGAAAUCCAGCCCGACCACAACGCCUCCUGCCGCUCAGAGUGUUAACACCACAGCUAGUGCCGCGCCGGUGCUCGUCGGUGCUCCGUUUGUGCUUCAAUUACAACCUCUCCAGCUAAGCCACGCCCUCCCACAGCCAGACGCCCAAUCGGGUGUGGCCAACGGGCUCCGGGUGGCCCAUCUGCUGCUCGGUGUCCAAGGGGCACAGAACAUUACCCUUCUUUCACCGCAGGUGCCCUCAGCAACUCUCCUCCCCAUUGUGGGCGAGGCCGUCAACCAAGACCAAAAGUAUGUGAAGAUCGCUCCCCUGCCUAUUGCCGUCAGGGCGGUCGGAAUAGCGGGCACAGGCCUGGUCAAAGCCAUCACUCCACGUCCAUCCAGGACCUCCACAGAAACCUUGCGGGUACAUAAAUGCUCUCACCCCGGGUGCGAGAAGAUGUACACCAAGAGCAGCCACCUGAAGGCUCAUUUCCGCAGACACACGGGAGAGAAACCCUACCUGUGCAGCUGGCCAGACUGUGGGUGGAGGUUCUCUCGCUCUGAUGAGCUGUCUCGCCAUCGGCGGUCUCACUCGGGAGUCAAGCCUUAUGAGUGCACAAUGUGCGACAAAAAGUUUGCCAGGAGCGACCACCUGUCCAAACACACCAAGGUGCACCGGGGUCCUCGUGCCGGCAGACUAGUCAGGGCAAACGUCUGAUCCCCGGAUAAACCUGGAGUGUGAUUCCUGGAGUCUGAGAGGGAAAGCUAUGAUAUCGAAGCUGUAACCCUCCGCCUUCAUUUUUGUCUCUGUUUCCUCCCCCAUUUUUUUAUCCAGAUGUUUGUUUAUCUUGGUGCUACAGUCAGCUAACUUGAAACUCAGGGAUGUGAUUGUUAAGCUCAAAGCAGAUUUCUGGCUUUUUUUGGAGGGCUGAAGUAGAAGCUCACAAUCGAUUUCAUCACGUUUCGUCCUUCGCUGGUGUAAAGCUACAGGUUGAGCUGCAACAGCUUUCGAGAUCUAUUCUUAUUGCCUUUAAACCAGGUUGCAGGAAGUCUGGAGAUCUAAAGGGCAAUACGGAGUAUAAUUUGAAGAAACGUAUUUCCUGUACAGUUUGUGACUAUUGUGUUAUAGAUGAAAAUAUACAAGGAAAACAGUAUUUUGGUCGGCUCUAGCACGUUAACUGAAGCAAGAAUGCGGCAGAAUUUUCCUUAAAUUAAGACAAUAUGCACUAUGAUUUAGGCUAUGAUAUUAUGCAUUAUCAAACAUGGCCUCUGUCAGGGCGAAUCUGAAGAAAAAUGCAAUAUUUAGUCCUAUUUUAUCCAAAACAAAAAAAGAAUGUUUUACUUGUAUGUUGCAUACGUUGUGACAUUGUUUUUUUAUUACUGUUAAGUAUAUUUAAUUCUCAAAAUAACCAGCAGCCAUGC